GUGACUCCUCCAGGUAGAGUCAUAUACUUUUAGGCUGCUGUUGUUUUUGCUGUCUAAAUGUCCUAUUUAUCAGUUUAUAAAUAAAUCUUAUCAUUUAUUUUUAAUACAUUGGACGUUCUGUAUCGUUAUUUAUUCAUUACUCUAGAUCUACUCAAUUACGCAGAAAGGCGACUCAACAACAAUAGAGAAUCUCUCAAAUUCGCAAAGUAUUUUUAUUCCGUGAUAUUAUGUCUGCAGCGAAUAAACUGAAGGUCAUCCUAUUUCUUGGGUCUACAAGAGAUAAUCGUUAUGGCGAAAGAGUUGGAAUUUUUAUGAAGAAGUUUUUAGAAGGAACGAACCACGAUGUUACUUUGUUUGAUCCGCUACAUAUGCCGUUUACUAUGCUAUCGAAACCCGUCUUUCACUACGGGCCCGAGAGGAAAGGAGCUCCUGAAUGGUUAGUUGCCGCUGAAAAUAAAAUAAAGGAAGCGGAUGCAUUCGUCAUUGUUACACCAGAAUAUAAUCAUUCGUUGCCGCCAGCUUUAACGAACAUGCUCGAUCAUUUUGGUAGCUCAGUUUACAGCUGGAAACCAAGCGCUAUUGUGUGCUAUUCUGCAGGUAUCUAUGGAGGCAUGCGCGCAGCCAUGCAAGCAAGAGCCCUUCUAGGAGAAAUUGGGGCAUUAGCAAUUUCAAAUAUAUUCGGCAUACCCCAAGUUAUGAAGGCAUUCGAUGAGGCGGGUAAUCCUCAAGAUAGCCAUAUGGAAAGUGGUGCGAAAAAACUCAUUACUCAAUUAGAUUGGUAUGCCAAUGCGUUGAAAAAUCACCGCCAAUCCGAAGGAAUACCAAAUUAA
Messenger RNA from Dimorphilus gyrociliatus, 830 nucleotides. The record is from the annotation of a GenBank genome assembly. Lineage: Eukaryota; Metazoa; Annelida; Polychaeta; Dinophilidae.